Molecule: messenger RNA, 1524 nt
Organism: Solenopsis invicta (red fire ant)
Lineage: Eukaryota; Metazoa; Arthropoda; Insecta; Hymenoptera; Formicidae
Product: E3 ubiquitin-protein ligase HUWE1-like
Exons: 2
Coding region: 25-285 (86 amino acids)
Biological process (GO): membrane fusion; Golgi organization; protein polyubiquitination
Cellular component (GO): nucleus; Golgi membrane
Molecular function (GO): ubiquitin-protein transferase activity
Source: RefSeq, a predicted model, not a curated record
AAUGGACGUAAUACAGUUAUUGUUAUGGAAAAGACCAAACUUGAAUAUAUUAGGCUUAUGUGUCAAAUGAAAAUGACUGGAGCAAUUUGUAAGCAAUUCAAUGGUUCUGGUGCAUUGCGAGGUUUUAAUCAAGCGGAUUGUUCGAAGUUCUUACAAUUUAUCACUGGUACAUCUAAAGUGCCGUUACAAUGUUUUGCUGCGUUAGAAGGCAUGAACGGCAUACAAAAGUUCCAAAUUCACAGAGAAGACAAGUUGACAGACAGGCUUUCAUUUGCACAUAUUUGAUUAAUAUAUGAAAAAAGAAAUUGUUUUAAUACCUUGUCAUAUGUGUGUAUAAGUUAAAAUUAAAUUGAUAUAAAAUUACAAGACUAAAAUUGUAUUUUUUAAUUGCAGUUUUAAUCAACUGGAUUUGCCAGUGUACGAGACGUUUGAUAAACUCUGAACAAAUCUACUCAAGGCGACUUACGAAUGCACCAAAGAAUUUGGAUUUGCAUAAGCUUACCAGAAUUUGCUCCUGUACAAUUUCGAUUUCCUGCGUUCAAUCGAUGAUAUUCUAGAGACCAAACUUAUGGUUGGAUCUUUACAGCCAGUGAUAACAUUCCGGACGUGCAAUGGCCUAUUGCUUGCAAAAUUUUUAACGUACUUACAAAAAUUGUUAUACGCAAUGCUAUAUGUAAAACUAUCUUGUGAACGUAGCGAAUCACAGUGCUCUAAUUGCUAUAAUAUGUAUUAUUACACUUAUACGACUUUAUAUAUACGAAAUAUAUAUUUUCAUUUUAUCAUACACAUUAACUCUCAUGUAAUUAAUGGACAAUAAUUUAUUCGUUAAUAUAUACGCUAAUAAAUACGCUGAUUUUAAAAUGCAGUAUAUUACAUUUCUUUUCAUCCUUUUUAUUUCUUACAAUAAAUUAAUUAACUAUUACAGUUAUGUGUAUGAAUCUUAUCUUUAAAAGAAAUCGGAGCUACCUUGUGCAUCAAAGUGACUUUGGAAGAAGAGAAGCAAGAUCCUGCAAACACAAAUAUUAAAUUACAUGGUUCCUAUUUAUGAAUCAUGUAUGAUGAAUUAAUAGGUAGAAAAUGAUAACCUUUUUUUAAAGAUUUAUAGAUUAAAUAGAUAUUAAUAAUCUAUUUAGUAAUAAUACUAACAUUAAUCCAUUGAUGUGUUAUUGAAGUAAUUAACGUCUAUUUAAUUAUAAGCUCUAUUUUGAUAAAUUAAAAAAAAAUUAUAAAAUAUACAUUGAAUUAUACAUGCAUUUGAAUUUUUUGACAGUUACAUUUUUAUAAAUAAAGAAUAAAUCUUUAAAAAAAGAUUAUCAUUUUCUACCUAUUAAUUCAUCAUACAUGAUUCAUAAAUAGGAACCAUGUAAUUUAAUAUUUGUGUUUGCAGGAUCUUGCUUCUCUUCUUCCAAAGUCACUUUGAUGCACAAGGUAGCUCCGAUUUCUUUUAAAGAUAAGAUUCAUACACAUAACUGUAAUAGUUAAUUAAUUUAUUGUAAGAAAUAAAAAGGAUGAAAAGAAAUGUAA